CAUGGAAUAUUUCUAUGCCGAGUGCUAUGCCGAACCAAGCAACUAUUUGCACGUAGUGCUCAGUUAUCUGCGGCCUGUCGGUUAACGCUCACAUUUAAUAGUGUGUGAAACUUUAUUUGUUCUGCUUUACAAUGUCAAAGAAAGAAAAACAGUUUUUAAGUGAGUUUAUUGAGUUGUACAGAUCAUUCCCGUGUCUCUGGAAGAUAAAAUCCAAGCGGUACAGUGAUCGUAAUGCGAAACAACAGGCUUAUGAAAGUAUGAUUGAAAAAAUGCGGGAGUUCGAUGUAGGAGCAACCAAAGAAACUGUAGUAAAAAAAAUUAACUCUUUAAGAACCGCCUACAGGAGAGAAUUAAAAAAAGUUAUUGAUUCGGAGAGGUCUAGUGCUGGUGAAGAAGACGUGUACGUUCUUCAUUUGUGGUAUUUUGAUUUGCUUAACUUUAUACGGGAUCAAGAAAUUCCACGAAAAACGCAAACCAAUGUUGAAGAUGAAGAUGAAGAAUCAGAACUUCAUCAAUUUGCGGCUGAGCGUGAUGAAGCAACUAGUGAAUCAGGAUUAUUCUCACCAAGGGAGUCGCCAAGUAUUUCUCCACCCUCUACACCACACUCUUUGACGUUGGGACCAUCCACAUCCACUCAGACAACUAGAACCAUGAAACGGCUGCUGGAUAAAUGCGAUGAUAUAUUACAUGUGGCCUGCGGCCGUUGAAGACAAAUUUACAUUAAUAGCCAAAACAUGGGCGGUGAAGUUAAAGGCACUUGUUCCACUUCAAGCGGUUUAUACCGAAAAAUUAAUUAAUGAUAUUUUUUACGAGGCCCACUUAGAAAAUUGACUCCUAACUCUGCUUUUCAAACCUGCAAAUCGGUUACAGAAUCAAACAUAUUUUCAAAACAUAGAGCCUUGUCGGCACCAGACUCAGCCAUACCUACAACCACAGACACUUCAGCACCAUACGCAACCGUACAAUCAACCACCUCACGGACAACAAUGGCCAGUGUCAACUUAUUCGGAACUACAGCAAAAACAAGCAUAUCUACACAUGCCGGAAGAAGUCAAUCUCACUUCAUGUCUACCCCAUUCACCAGAGCAGCAGAAUGAACUCAGAAACAAAGCCACCCCUACUGCAGAAUGAACCCAGCAAUCAAAAAAAGGGUGAGAGCUCAGUGUCAACAUACUUUCAACAUUUUAAAGAUGUUUAACUUUUGUUGUUCUUUUUUUUCUUGGAGAAAGUGCUU
Anthonomus grandis grandis is the source of this 1234-nucleotide messenger RNA. RefSeq lists its product as uncharacterized. Bases 132 to 707 code for a protein of 191 amino acids. The transcript has 2 exons. Lineage: Eukaryota; Metazoa; Arthropoda; Insecta; Coleoptera; Curculionidae. The record is from RefSeq and is a predicted model, not a curated record.